AUGUCAUCCAGUCCAUCUCAGCCAGGAUGUUGCGAGAAUUUUCUGCAAAUCCUUUUUGCAGUGAUUUUUGAUGGGAAUUUUUAUUGGUUCGCCGAGCGCUGUUGUGUUCCCUAUUGUCUUCUCGUUUUCUUCGCCGUUUCCAUCAUUAAAGGAGUGCAAAUUAAUCGAGCUCCGCUUGCCAACACGGGUUAUAUCUGUUAUGGUGGUUAUUAUUUCUCUCCAUUAGAUCUGAUCAAUGUUCUCGAAUAUGAAGGAAAUGAAGUCUUUCUUCAACUAAAUGUCAUCUUAGCCAUUACAUCUCUUGUGAUUAUGGGCUUAGCACUCAUUUCUGAUUUAUUAAUGCUAUGGAAGAUUCGAAAAUUCGGAUCAUCCGAUCAAAAGAGACGAGCCUACUUUCGAUUGACGAUUUUGCUGAUUACCACAAAUUUUAUCUGGGCUGCAUAUAACUUUCUUGAAGUCGACUAUAUUUUACAAUUUCGUUUCUUUGCCUUUCUCACCGAUGGAGCUCCACCAAUCAUCGUUUUUAUUGUUUAUGAAACAAAUCAUGUGCUUGGCAAUUCGAUUUCAAGCUUGGUUACCAUUCUCUUCACUUGGCCGCCUCGAAAAGAACAAAAUGGGCGAGUUUUGAGAGCUUCAACUCUUAUUUCUACCAGAGCUUCCUUACAACCAUUA
Molecule: messenger RNA, 672 nt
Organism: Mesorhabditis belari
Lineage: Eukaryota; Metazoa; Nematoda; Chromadorea; Rhabditida; Rhabditidae
Source: the annotation of a GenBank genome assembly